AUGACCUUUACUGUUAAAUCUGAGAUCUAUACUUUUGGUGGCAGGCUUCUUAAGCUUUCCCACCAAUCUUUAAUUACCAAUUCUUUCAUGGAUGUUAAUGUUUACCUUCCUUCUCAGUAUUUUAAUCUGCCAGAGUCUUUAGUCAAGAUUCCAGUUCUUAUUUACCUUUCUGGUCUUACUUGUACCCCUCAAAAUGCCAGUGAAAAGGCAGGUCUCUUCGGUUACGCUGACAAAUACGGUCUUGCCCUAGUUUUCCCAGACACUUCACCAAAGAACCUUCCGAUCGCUGGAUCUAAAGAUUCUUGGGACUUUGGGGAGAGUGCUGGGUUUUAUUUGGAUGCCACAAAAGAACCAUGGUCUAAAUAUUUCCAGAUGCACAGCUAUAUUUUGAAAGAAAUUCCAUUAUUGGCAAAGCAAUAUCCAAAGCUUGACUUUACCAAGAAAUCUAUCAUGGGCCACUCUAUGGGUGGUUUGGGAGCGCUUUUAUUUUUCCUUAGAAAUAAUAGUGAAUCGCAUACUGAAUUCCAAUCAGUUUCUUGUUUUGCCCCAAUUUGUGCACCAAUGAGCGUUCCUUGGGGGAAAAAAGCUUUCGGUGGAUACUUAGCUGACGAAUCUGAAUGGGCCCAAUACGAUCCAACUCAAUUGAUCAAGAAAUAUCAAGGUAUUAACACUUCUGAUAUUUUGAUUCACCAAGGUACUAAGGAUGGCUUCUAUUCUGGCGACAUUAACCAAUUGCAACCAGAGAAGUUGGUCGAGGCAGUGAAAGGAACUAGAUAUGAUGGAAAAUUGAAUAUGAACUUGGUGGAGGGGUACGACCAUUCUUAUUAUUUUAUCGCAUCUUUUGCUGGUGAACAUGUUUUACAUCAUGCUAAAGCUUUGGGCUUGGUUUGA
This is a messenger RNA of Saccharomycopsis crataegensis, 891 nucleotides long. Its product is annotated as S-formylglutathione hydrolase. Gene Ontology annotation, biological process: formaldehyde catabolic process. The coding region runs from base 1 to 891 and encodes 296 amino acids. NCBI's taxonomy places the organism in Eukaryota, Fungi, Ascomycota, Saccharomycetes, Ascoideales, Saccharomycopsidaceae. The record is from RefSeq and is a predicted model, not a curated record. Gene Ontology annotation, cellular component: cytosol. Gene Ontology annotation, molecular function: S-formylglutathione hydrolase activity. The transcript has a single exon.